Messenger RNA from Pantherophis guttatus, 2832 nucleotides. It is a transcript of the gene CIMIP5, whose product is annotated as ciliary microtubule inner protein 5. Lineage: Eukaryota; Metazoa; Chordata; Lepidosauria; Squamata; Colubridae. The record is from RefSeq and is a predicted model, not a curated record.
CUUAAAAAUUUAGCCAAGCCCUCCAGCAGUUGUCUUUAUUGAGCACACGCCUUCUGUCCAUGAUGAAUAUUCAUAGCAAGGAGUCUGGUCUCCAAUGGAGACAGUAAACACAGGCUAAUCCAGGCUCCCUGUCUCUUUUGUUUCAGCUCUGCAGGAAAAGCUCAGCAAUUCAGGGGGAAAAAAUCCUUUUAGUAAAGGGUAAAAUCCCUUUACCUGUCAUUGUCUGUUGUUAUGUGAUCAGAAAGCUUUAUGAUGCAGUGUGGAUCUUGGAAACAACAAAGAAAUAUUAUUUUUAUUUCCGGAAUAUCUAUAUACAGAUAGCCGGUCACUGUUUCAUAGUCCCUGAGUGUUUUUUUUUUUUUAACUCACUGAAAUUUCUUUCAAGUUCCUGUGCAAUGUGGAACUGUCCAAAAAUAGACUGCUGGGCCCUCUCACAAGUGUGAUCCAGAACCUCUUAGGAAACUUCAGAAUAAAUCAUGCAUUUCCCUUGCUCAUUAACCAUUUAUGUCAAAAAGUUUGGCCGAGAAAUUGCUGAAUUGGUGAGCAUACCGCAUUCUGGCUAAUGCUCUCCCACACUUUUUUUUUUCUGGGAUGAUCCAAUUGUAAGUAUUACAAACAGAGUUUAUACGAUGGGAAGCAAAACAAAUGGACUCCGAAGCGCCACAUCAACGGGGUAUCCGUUACCGGCAAACAGCUCUACUGGAGAUUUAGCCUCAUAUUCUUCGCUUUCGUUGAACAGCAGGUCUGGAAGAAGCCCACUUGUUACCUCCCAGAACUUCGGGAAGGCUUCAAGCAAAAUCUGUGGGGAAAAGCAAGAAGCUCUCAAGAGGGACCAGGUCCAGCAAGACAAGAUCUGGAGAGAGGCUGUGGAGGCUGAGAGGAAGGCAACCAAAUAUUGGUAUCAGAACUGGAGUUUCCUAAAGGACUAUGAUCCCCUGGGCAAGAAAAAAGUGUCUGCCCAACUCCCUGAAUAUAUAUCAAUAUUUUCGGACAAAAUUCCCAAUACCACCAACCACGUUAUUGGCAGCAGAAUGAACACUGAUCUUGGUAAAACACUGAUAAAAAUGGACUAUUUCCUCAAUUAUGGAAGAAGAAAAACAAAAACUGAGCAAGAACUCCAGCCUUCCUAGAACUAAAGAGAAAACUUGCUGUUAAAAAAGUGCUCAUCUGUACUUUUUGAAAUAGGAUUAAUGUCAAAAACUUAGUGCAUUUACCCUUUCAGACUUAAUUCUUCUGCAGACCGAUUGGCGAUGAUAUUUAGCAAAUUAAAGUUGAUAGCAAAGUUUUGCAAAUAUGAUCCUUGAGCACAAUCAUAUGUAAACACUAAUCUCUACAGUUUCAAUGUUUAGAAAACAGUGGUGCUACAUCCCAAUCUUGAAAGCAUAAACUGCAUGAGGUUGUGUGGAGGUCCAUUUUCUGUUUUUUUUUUCAUUCUGUAGGAAAACUGUAUUUCUUCCACCAAAAUUAAGCCUGAAAUUUUAUUGCAGAUGAUGGGGUGACCUGUUAUACAUUGCAAAGACUUGGCUGGACAUCAAAUGUGUCUAUUGGGGUUUUGCGUAUGGUAGAAGGGAGGAGUCAUCCAGGACACUCUGGAGAUUGUCAGAGGCACUGCCCUGCAGAUAGCCAGAUGUGAGACCUUACUUGUGAGGUUGAGUGUUAGGGGUCAAUUUGGAUUGCUGCAGCUAAGCCAGCUGUCCAGUGGUGGGAUACUGCCGGUUUAACAACCAGUUCGGUGAUUGUGUGCUAUGCGCGUGCAUGUGCUUUAUGCGCAUAUGCGCCUAAUACACGCUGUGCAUACAUGCACAGUUUUACAAAUACUAACCUUCUGUGUUACCGCUUGGGAGUAACACAGCUGAUGCGCGACAAUCCGCUGUGCCGUGCCAAUCAGCUGAGAAGAUAGAGGUAAGUAAAGUGCAGGGGCAGGUGGGCGAGCUGACCUGGUUCAUCCCAGCUGAUUGUUCUAGCUACUGGUUCGCCCGAACUGGUCCGAACGGUAGAAUCCCACCCCUGCAGCUGUCCUAGUUCAGAGCAGCUUCUCUGACUGGGCUGCUUAACGCUGUGACUGUGCCAGUUGUACAGCUGUUCCUGUUCCUGAAUUGGGAAGCCCUACAUGCAGUCAUUCUUGCCUUAGCCAGAUCGUGGUUGGAUUAUUGCUAUGCAUGGUCUUGAAGACACUUCAGGAACUGUAACUGAUUUGGGAUGCAGUGCUGUGUGAAUUGAUGAGCAUAUCUCAAUACACCCACCCAACACCCACACCCACACCCAUAGGCAACACCACUAUUUUAUAAAUUGCAUUUGUCCCCAGGAGUCUUCCAGGUGCAAUCCAAGGUGUUGAUUAUCAUCUAUAAAGCCUUACAUGGCUCAGGACUGGAUUAUCUGCAACACUUUCUCCAAUUAUUUCUACCUGCCAUACUCUAUUAGGAUAGGUACUCUUUAGGUGCCUUCCUUGAAACAAUACAAGGGGUACUAGGAGGCAUGCCUUUGCUGCUGCAGGACCUGACUUCUGGAAUGACCUUCCCUCAAUAUAUGGGUUGGUCCUGUCCUUGAUAGCUUUUAGAGAAGCACUAAAAUGGCUUCUUCUUUAGGUAUUAGAGCUGGGAUGUUAGAAGCAAAUGUGGUUCCCUAAUUGUCCAUUAUUGUUGCAGUUUAAUUAUACUAUAUAUAUAUAGUAAAGUAGCUUUCAGUCAGAAUAAUUCAGGAAUCCUUGAGCUAACUAGAAAGAUCUUUUCCCCAUCAUAUUCAAGUUUCAAUACUUUCCUGCAAUGAAGAACAUUUACAUUUGUUAGAAAACUUGGCAACUGGCAUGAAAUAAAAUUGUCCUGUGCUUACUAA